AUGCCAGGCAAAAUUCCUUCAGACUUACCCAUACAUUCAUUUUCGACCGCCCAAGAGCUGGAAGCAUUUCUUGAACGCGAACAUACAACCGCGCCUGGAUUUUACCUGAAACUUGCUAAGAAGGCGUCCGGAAUCCCGUCGGUGUCGGCUUCACAGGCUGUUGAAAGUGCGUUAUGUUUUGGUUGGAUAGACGGUCGUGCCAACGCAAUUGAUAAUGACUGGUGGCUGGUACGAUUCACGCCUCGCCGAGCGAAGAGUGUUUGGUCACAAAAGAAUGCCAAUACAACCAGUCAAUUACAGGAAACUGGUGGAAUACGCCCGGCUGGCUUGGCUGCAGUGGACGCAGCGAAGGCUGAUGGCCGAUGGGAACGUGCUUAUGCUGGUCCGGCCACCAUGAUUAUCCCCACCGUUUUCCAGGCCGCACUGGACACCGCACCUGCCGCUGGGUCCUUCUUUGAAACUUUGAAUAAAACGAACCGCUAUUCUGUAUUAUGGCGCAUCCAAACCACGUCACCUGCAGCAAGGGAAAAGCGAAUUGAGGCUUUGGUCCAGAUGCUGACAGACAAAAAACUACCGACUUCUUUGAACGGGAAACGAAAAAAGGAAGCCGAUGACAGCGACAUACGACAAAAAGCCAAAAAGAACUUCAAAACACGAACUUAA
This is a messenger RNA of Penicillium odoratum, 663 nucleotides long. Its product is annotated as YdeI/OmpD-associated family protein. NCBI's taxonomy places the organism in Eukaryota, Fungi, Ascomycota, Eurotiomycetes, Eurotiales, Aspergillaceae. The record is from RefSeq and is a predicted model, not a curated record. The transcript has a single exon. Bases 1 to 663 code for a protein of 220 amino acids.